AUGAAGAAGAAGAGGCCAGAAUCAACUGCUCAACAAGGCCUGAUUGCAAUCCGGCUCUCUGCAGCGGCACCAGACUAUCCAUGGGUUCUGGAUACUGGCGCCUCGGAGCACAUUUGCAGUGAUGAGACUGCAUUUUCUACCAUGCAAGCCUAUCCCCAGGGGAAGGAAUACAGAUGGUGGACCUCCGGCAGUGAGAAAGGCAAGACAGAUGCUCACGGCAUUCUCAAUUUGGCCUUACACCUUGGUGACACUGAAAUUCAUACAGCUCAGGAAUCAGGUAUCAAAACAGCACCAGCUUGCUACCAGCUAAGCUUUCACUGUGUCAUCAAAAAGGCCGACCAGUACAAUCUCUUUUCUCUCGUGACCGCAUCUAAACAGCCGGGAGUCUGGUGGAAUAGCAGGGCUGGAGCUCUACAUGGCGCAUAUGACAGGCUCAUUGGCUAUUCCAGAAACUACCAACGUGCCCCCUUCUCACACCUCGCUUCCCCUACAUACCGUCUCGGCGCAGCAAUUAUCUCGACUGAAUUCGCUCACCGACGACUAGGCCAUGCAGGCAGUCAUGCUUCGAAUAUCAUGCAAGCAGAUCUUAAGGCGUGA
Molecule: messenger RNA, 597 nt
Organism: Penicillium bovifimosum
Lineage: Eukaryota; Fungi; Ascomycota; Eurotiomycetes; Eurotiales; Aspergillaceae
Exons: 1
Coding region: 1-597 (198 amino acids)
Source: RefSeq, a predicted model, not a curated record